Molecule: messenger RNA, 489 nt
Organism: Chara braunii
Lineage: Eukaryota; Viridiplantae; Streptophyta; Charophyceae; Charales; Characeae
Source: the annotation of a GenBank genome assembly
GCACGCCCUCUGGCGAUAUCUGGCCGAAGGAGUGACGGGAAGCUCCCGGGAACGUGCCUUGUGCCUUAGCAUGUCGUCGUUGUUAACGUUCUGGCGAAAGAAACAGAAACCGGACGUGAGUGCACUCGAUGACGAAGGUGUCAACGUUCAGACGAGGGAAUUUGACGUGACUGCGACGCGUGCCGCGAGCUACCGGUCGUUGAUCGCCCGGCAGUCCUGUCCGUUCGCGCUUCGCAGACGGCGUUGGCAACGCGGUGGCCGGUAUCGGAGUCGGCAAGCGGGCGCUUUGCUUGCUGCGCCGCCGCCGUUUGCAGUCGGCGGCAAUGGCGCAUUCCAACUCGCCUUUCGGGGACACCACUUACACGAAAGUCUUUGUCGGCGGGCUUGCAUGGGAGACCCAGAGGGACACCAUGCGCUCUUACUUCGAGCAGUUCGGCGAGAUAUUGGAGGCUGCCGUCAUCACUGAUCGAGCUACGGGUCGCUCCAAGG